AUGGGGAAAAAGCCGUUUCGGUUACCCUUAGUAGAAGUCGAUUCGGCUACUCUGAUUGAUGGAGGAUGGGGUUCGUGGUCGAGCUGGUCUCCGUGUUCCACUAGUUGUGGAACAGGUCAUCGAAGCCGGACCGGCGUCUGUGACAAUCCUAUACCACAACAUGGGGGCCAUGGCUGCCAUGGAAACAAUAUAGACACAGAAUCGUGUGCCUUCAACCAGUGUCCAAGCGUUCACUUCUGUGACAAAUUUGGCACAAUCCAGGCAUUGGCAGAGCUCAAUGUCACAUCUAAAGUUCAUUGUGACGACCGAUGGAGUUCUGAAACAGACAAUUUUCUGCAUACCCACUGUCAUGGGAUCCCUGCGGAUGUAUAUGGUUGGCACCAGGGAGGAUCAGUGAUGUCCGAUUGUCUUUCACAUUCUAUUGGCUUGUUUACGCCGAUCGGAACAUUUCGACAUGGUACAUACAAUCAGGUAAAACAAGACCAUGGGGGUGUCAGCGGCAUAUUCCUUGGAUGUACUUCAACUGGGUUUAAGAUGGCAACUAAAGCUUGUGAUGGAGGGGCGGAAAUAAUCGAUAUUCCUCACUAUACCAAUGCUACCUUCGCUAGUGACGCUAUCAUCUCCAAUAACCCAAGGAGUUACUUUACCAUUGAAUGGUAAUCGAACCUAGAUCAAGUUGUGCAGGAUAAGUUUGAGAAAUAAAGAUAGUUGAACAGGA
Pecten maximus is the source of this 718-nucleotide messenger RNA. RefSeq lists its product as uncharacterized. Bases 1 to 660 code for a protein of 219 amino acids. The record is from RefSeq and is a predicted model, not a curated record. The transcript has 5 exons. Gene Ontology annotation, cellular component: cell periphery. Lineage: Eukaryota; Metazoa; Mollusca; Bivalvia; Pectinida; Pectinidae.